UGGGUAUGCUGACAUCUGCAAGCCAGAGGUUUAAGUGGAAGACGACCGCAGUCAGGCUGACAAACUACGGCCUCAGCAGCCUCGAAGAAACUCCGAGACAUGUAACUUGUUGUCAAGAGGCUUGUGUCCUGUAGGGCACCCUGACACUCAGCCAGUCAAGGUGCCUCACUAGGGCUUGCCGUCAUGAGGGGGCGCUGCUCGAGAAAACUGGGUGUGCUGGCCAAGACUUUCUUCCUUCUCUGGCUACUGUGGCUGGGAUAUCUUCUGUUAGCACGCUCCUCUUUCCCUUCCUCGUCCUCCGAAGAGAGGGAAGAUGAGGAACACGGUCUUCUGGCACGACAGCUCUCCAUAGAAGAGAGCGGGGUUCACGGGCAGCUGUCUAGACCCCUCUACAAUAAGCCAUCACCAGACAACAGUGCGCCUGGGGAGUGGGGUCGGGCCACACACCUCAACCUAAGCCCUGAAGAAAAGAAACAGGAGCAGGAGAGCGUGGAGCGCUAUGCCAUCAAUAUCUAUGUCAGUGACAAGAUUUCCCUCCACCGGCACAUACAGGACCACAGGAUGGCUGAAUGCCGAAGUAAGAAGUUUGACUACCGGCGCUUACCCACCACCUCUGUGGUCAUUGCCUUCUACAACGAGGCCUGGUCCACCCUGCUGAGGACCAUUCACAGUGUCCUGGAGACCACCCCUGCCGUCCUGUUGAAAGAGAUCAUCCUAAUCGAUGACUACAGUGACCGAGGUUACCUGAAAUCCCAACUAGCUGACUACAUUAGUAACUUGGACCGUGUUCGGCUCAUCCGCACCAACAAAAGAGAGGGGCUUGUCCGGGCACGUCUCAUUGGUGCCACCUAUGCUACGGGUGACGUGCUGACAUUCCUUGAUUGUCACUGUGAAUGCGUCCCUGGGUGGAUUGAGCCUCUGCUGGAAAGGAUUGGUGAGAAUGCCAGCACCAUCGUGUGUCCUGUCAUUGACACCAUCGACUGGAACACCUUCGAGUUUUACAUGCAAACAGAUGAGCCAAUGAUCGGGGGAUUUGACUGGAGACUCACCUUCCAGUGGCACUCAGUCCCUGAAGUGGAACGCAAGAGGCGCAAGUCACGCAUUGACCCCAUCAGGUCUCCUACCAUGGCAGGUGGAUUAUUUGCUGUGAGCAAGGCAUACUUUGAGUACCUGGGUACAUAUGACAUGGGCAUGGAGGUGUGGGGUGGAGAAAACCUGGAACUUUCCUUCAGGGUGUGGCAGUGUGGGGGCAGUCUGGAGAUUCACCCGUGCUCUCAUGUGGGCCAUGUGUUCCCUAAGAAGGCCCCAUAUGCACGGCCCAACUUCCUCCAAAAUACUGUACGAGCUGCAGAGGUUUGGAUGGACUCUUAUAAACAACACUUCUACAACAGGAACCCCCCAGCCAGGAAGGAGUCAUAUGGGGACAUCUCAGAGCGGCUGGUGCUGAGGGAGAGGCUGAAAUGCAACAGUUUCGACUGGUAUCUGAAGAAUAUUUACCCUGACCUACAUGUACCUGAGGACAGGGGGGGCUGGCAUGGGGCUGUGCGUAGCUCUGGGAUUCAUUCAGAGUGCCUGGACUACAAUGCUCCAGAGCACAGUCCCACAGGUGCCCACCUUUCUCUCUUUGGCUGCCACGGCCAGGGAGGUAACCAGUACUUUGAAUACACAUCUCACAAGGAGAUCCGUUUCAACUCAGUGACGGAGCUGUGUGCUGAGGUGGUUGACGGCCAGACUUCCAUCGGGAUGAAGCACUGCCCCCGCGAUGGGGACCCCAAGCCGCCCAGUGUCGUAUGGGAGUUCAGAAAUGACGGCACCAUCUACCACCCUCACUCAGACAUGUGCAUCACAGCCUACCGCACAUCGGAGGGACGCACAGACACCCAGAUGAGACGGUGCACACCAGGAGACAAAAACCAGCUGUGGAAGUUUGAAUGGUAGAUGGAGGAAAUAAGAAAGUAGCAGGAAACCUCAAGUGACCUUCUUUGACCAUAGUGCAAUUACUACAGUGGAUGUCUUUUUCCGCCGCUCCCAAUUCUCUCUUCGCUCUCCGAGUCUGCACUCCAUUUGAAUGGGCACGGCGAGAAAAUAAAAAGGAGGUGGAAAGUCAAUUUAAGCCAACGAUUCACCCAAUUCAGUGCUUUUAUACCCAUGUGAAUGACUAAAUAAGUGCAGAUUGCAGCGGAGUGAAUGAGAAUUGCAAGGCGAGGUUUGAUUGAACUUAAAAAGACUUUUACGUUUGUGUUGCUCUCAUCCAAGUGCCUCUGCAACCAAAAUGGAGUCCAGCGCACACCUGAAGUGUCAUUAUUGUCAUGUCUUUAUUUGUCUAAUGCAACAACUUGAAAGCCUUGAAACUGAUUUGACUGUCCAGCACAUGAAGAAGUGCCUUUCAAAGAGAUUCAAAGUCAAAGUAUUUCCUUGAAAACUAGACAAAAAAAAAAAAUCAUGUUGCACUACAGAAUGUUAACUUAAUGUGCAAUUAAUAUUAAUUAUUACUGAUCUUCAUGCUUGUUUGUUUAGUAGUGACAAACAAUGACCAAUUAAGGAAUCGGCUGCUCAAUGAAGAUGAGUCAGGAUUGUGAGGUCAGCAGCAUUUUGCCCAAAACCAGCUAUUUCCUAACAUGCUCCGUCAUGUAAGAGAAAAACUGAGCGAGAGAUUCAAAGAGAGCACAGCGGUCAAACUAAACUGUCUUCUGUCUCUCGACUCUGGAGACAGUUUCAUGGUAGAAUGCUGGCUGAACAAGACUUGAAGAAUUCAUUAAGCAUUUGAACUAAGUGCAAUUCGCCCCAGAGGGCUUAGUGAGUUGACAAAAGUGUUGUAAUCUAUUCUUCUCUGUAGUGGAAAAUUAUGAAAAAACCCUCUAGACUCACCUGUCACUGUGCCUUUGAAAGGUUGUCAUCCUCAAAAGUGGUUGUAUGUGCCGAAAAUGAAUUGUGCCAGUGGAUGUCAAAUAUGUCUAGUGCAUUUUAAAUGCUAAAAAAUGAAAACAACACUGGUUUGAUGCACUUGAUUUUAUUGAGUCACAAAAAGCCUUAAAGCCUAUUUUAAUUUAAUCCUUCGACUUGGCUGUGCCAGACGUUUUUUUAAGACUCCUGUGUGUAAACUGUACUUGAAAUGGCAUCAAAAUCACUCCUGUUUUGUUUUCUCCACUGAAGACCCACCGGUGUCUCUACUGGGAUUCGAGGCGACGUGGUGUGACUGUUGUUAAAAUGUUUGUUGUAUUUGCCGAAGACUGCUUAUCACAGAGCAAUGUUUGGUCUCUGUGGUCCUUUGAAUUCAUGAAUAUAAGAUAUUCAUACUACGUCAGUGGAGACAGUGGGUAAACAUGUGAGAUGACUCCUGUUUUGUGUUGCCUUUGUACAUAGUGUUUGGUUUAUGGGACCAGAGGGGGACAGUGCUAAUUUAAAGCACCUCUAAAACUACUGAUGAUGCAAAAGGGAUGUUGAUUAUUUGAUAUGAAGAAGAGGAUGAUUGGACUGGUAUUUGAGGUAAGAUAAAAGAUUGAAAGAAUAAAAAACUAACCACA
Messenger RNA from Scomber japonicus (chub mackerel), 3524 nucleotides. It is a transcript of the gene galnt4, whose product is annotated as POC1 centriolar protein homolog B (Chlamydomonas), like. The coding region runs from base 184 to 1938 and encodes 584 amino acids. The transcript has 11 exons. Gene Ontology annotation, cellular component: Golgi apparatus. The record is from RefSeq and is a predicted model, not a curated record. NCBI's taxonomy places the organism in Eukaryota, Metazoa, Chordata, Actinopteri, Scombriformes, Scombridae.